Leptosia nina is the source of this 408-nucleotide messenger RNA. The record is from the annotation of a GenBank genome assembly. NCBI's taxonomy places the organism in Eukaryota, Metazoa, Arthropoda, Insecta, Lepidoptera, Pieridae.
AUGUUCAAUUUGCCGACAACCCAAAUGCAACUCCUGACAGCAAUAUCACAGUUAACACAAGACCUUAUAAGAUUUUCGGAAUAUAUAGAAAUGGUACCGCCCCACUCGCUUCCAUGUGGUCCAAAUUGCAGAAGAGGGUUUUGCCCACCGCAUUGCUACUAUAGCGGACAACCACCACUACCACCACACGAGCAGAUAUAUCAUCCACCCCCCUACAGCAUCCCACCAGAGGUAAACCCGCCACAGUUCGGCGCACCAACGUAUCCACCUCAAUAUCCGCCUACACAUCCACCAAGUUACCCACCGCAAUAUCCCCCACUAAAUAAUCCACCAUAUCCUUCAGAGCCAAAUCCCCCAUAUCCACCUUAUCCUCCGCAACCAAACCACCCUUAUGGCUUUAGGCGAUAA